This is a messenger RNA of Phytomonas sp. Hart1, 1725 nucleotides long. The record is from the annotation of a GenBank genome assembly. Lineage: Eukaryota; Euglenozoa; Kinetoplastea; Trypanosomatida; Trypanosomatidae.
AUGCGGCCUAUACUCCCCUCCUGCUAUCUCUGCGGGCGGCAGUUCGGGACGACGUCGAUCGGCAUCCACGUCCCGCAGUGCUAUGCGAAGAAACUCGCACAGUGGGAGGCGGGGGACCCCGCCACGCGCGGGACCAAACCCCGACAUCCCGACAACGUCAACUGGCGCGGCGGCCCCGGGGUCUCCAUCGAGGAGCAGUCCGAUAUCCAGUUUAGGGAGUUCCUGAUCAACCUGGAGCCCUGCCCGAACUGCGGGCGGCGGUUUUUGGCCGAUCGCCUCGUCGUCCACCUGCGCUCAUGUCGCCCAGGGAAUACGUCGAGGCCUCCUGUGCACUCCAAACGAGGAGGGGGCCUCGACUCCAGCACCAAAAACGCCUCCACGGUCAUUACGCGGUUGUCCUCCACAGGGGGGUACUCGAGCAACUCCGGCGCGGGCUCUAUGAAUGCGGAACUCAUGAAAGGGGAUAAGUCCUCGACGACGGAUCUUAAGAGCAGAUUGACCGAGCUCUCGCGCACCGCAAACGGGUGGGGUAAGCUGCCCGAUCUUUUUCAUAAAUCCCAACCUACCAGCGAGGGCCGGGUGUGUCGUCACUGCUCCGCCGUUGAGAACGACAGCGGGGCGAAGUUUUGUCGUGAGUGUGGUUGGAACCUGAACACCGAGAAUAUGCCGAACCCCUGCAAACGAUGUGGAGAAAUAAUACCGGAUAAGUCUCGCUAUUGCGGGACCUGCGGAGAGCCCGUGGUGGAUGCCACGCACACCGAGCGAGAGCCUGGGUGGGGGAAUGAUAACGCGCUGACGAUGCACAUGACAACAUGCUCGGCCUGCAAGGCUCUGUGUUGCAAUGACGCCAAUUUCUGUGAUAACUGCGGUGCCGCUCUCACGGAACAAACCGUCCUGCCGGCCAAGAAUGAGGGACAAGCGAUCCCCGCAUCCCGCGCAAGCAAGAUGGGUAUGGUGUAUUGCAAGACGUGCGAUCUUUUCUUCGAGGAAUCCCACGCGGUGUACUGUGAGGAUUGUGGUGGGAAACUCGUGAAGCGGACAGAGUCGGAGACUUCGAAGAAUCCGGACACCACGAUGGGCGGCACUACACGGACAUUCGAGUCCCUCUCCAGCGAACUCCCCUCAAAAGGAAUCUUGUUGCCGCGCAUGAACACUUCUUCCUUCACCAAAGAGCGGUCAUCUUUAACGAUGGACGCGAUGCGCGCAGAGACGGCCUCGGCCCCUCCCACCGGGAGGUCGGACUUGGAGUUGGAAGAAUGGAAUGGCUCCGGCGAGCGGGAGGAAUGCCCCAGCUGCGGCCGCCAGUUUUCGCCGGAGGUUUUACAAAAACACAUGCGCAAAUGCGCGACUCGGAAGAAAAAAAGACCCGUGUUUAACAUAAACAAGAAGUGGUUGGAAGGUCUAGACGCCGUUCCGUCCAAGAGUGUGGGCGUUAGUAGUUCUGUACGCAAUAAAGGAGCUCAUGCACCACCAAAGAAGGACUGGAAGGCCGAGAGCGAAGCUUUCCGGCGUGCACUGCGUGAAGCCAAGAAGGUUGAUCAAGUUCUCAAAUCAGGGGGAAAUAUACGAGAUUUGCCACCACCGACGUAUAGUGAAAAUCCAGACUAUGUGUCUUGUCCUCAUUGUCAGCGCCGUUUUGCCCAGAAAGCAGCAGAACGACAUAUUCCGCACUGCGCAGUCACCAUGAAUAAACCAAAACCUCCACCAAAACGAAGAGGCGUCUAA